Messenger RNA from Myotis daubentonii (Daubenton's bat), 3867 nucleotides. RefSeq names its product ataxin 7 (gene ATXN7). The record is from RefSeq and is a predicted model, not a curated record. NCBI's taxonomy places the organism in Eukaryota, Metazoa, Chordata, Mammalia, Chiroptera, Vespertilionidae.
UUCCCCUCUUCUCUCUCCUGCACUCCAUCUUACACUGAUUGCACGGUCUCCUCUUUGCUGGACAGAAGCUCAAGUCCCCCAGGCACAGGCUGUGACCUCCAGUGGCGGCCUGGGCGGACACCGGAACGUCACCUGGGCCGCGUUUCCUCGCCCGCCCGCCUGCCCGCCCUGGUUUCCCGCACGCCCGGCGGCCGCGGCCCAUUCAUGCUUUUGACAGCUGCGUGGCCGCCGGGAGCGGAGGGUUCCGUGCUCCCUGCACCCGCCCCGCGCCCCGCGCCCGGCCCCGAUCGGAGGGCCCGACGGGGACCACAUUCGGCGGCGCCCCGGGGUGGGCCGCCGGCUCCUCCGUAGGAGCGGAAAGAAUGUCGGAGCGGGCCGCGGAUGACGUCAGGGGGGAGCCGCGCCGAGCGGCGGCGGCGGCGGGCGGAGCAGCGGCGGCGGCCGCCCGGCAGCAGCAGCAGCAGCAGCCUCCGCAGCCCCAGCGGCAGCCGCCGCCGCCGCCACGGCGCCCACGGCCGGAGGACAGCGGCCCCAGCGCCGCCUCCACCUCGGCCGCCGCCGCCAUGGCGACCGUCGGGGAGCGCAGGCCCUUGCCCAGUCCCGAAGCGAUGCUGGGACAGUCGUGGAAUCUGUGGGUCGAGGCUUCCAAACUUCCUGGGAAGGACGGGACGGAAUUGGACGAAAGUUUCAAGGAGUUUGGGAAAAACCGCGAAGUCAUGGGGCUCUGUCGCGAAGACAUGCCAAUAUUUGGUCUCUGUCCAGCCCACGAUGAUUUCUACUUGGUGGUGUGUAACGACUGCAAUCAGGUUGUCAAACCGCAGGCAUUUCAAUCACAUUAUGAAAGAAGACAUAGCUCAGCCAGCAAGCCUUCUUUGGCCGUUCCUCCCACGUCAGUAUUCUCCUUCUUCCCUUCUCUGUCCAAAAGCAAAGGCGGCAAUGCCAGUGGAAGCAGCCGCUCUGCCAGCGGCGGUGUUCUCAGCGCAUCCUCAUUAAGUUCCAAGCUGUUGAAAUCGCCCAAAGAGAAACUGCAGCUCAGGGGGAACACCAGGCCAAUGCAUCCCAUUCAGCAGAGUAGAGUCCCCCAGGCUAGAAUGUACUGGCGUUCUCGCUUCCCCUACCACAGCAUGACGCCCUCUGUCAAAAUGGAAAAGAUUCAUCCGAAGAUGGAUGGUACACUACUGAAAUCUGCGGCGGGGCCAACCUGUCCUGCUACUGUGAGUUCCUCAGUCAAGCCUGGCCUUAACUGCCCCUCAAUACCAAAGCCAACCUUGCCUUCACCUGGACAGAUGUUGAAUGGCAAAGGGCUUCCUGCACCGCCCACUCUGGAAAAGAAGUCUGAAGAUAAUUCCAAUAACAAGAAAUUUUUAAAUAAGAGAUUAUCAGAAAGAGAGUUUGACCCUGACAUACACUGUGGGGUAAUCGAUCUCGACACCAAGAAGCCCUGCACCCGGUCUUUGACAUGCAAGACACAUUCCUUAACCCAACGGAGGGCUGUCCAGGGUAGAAGAAAACGAUUUGAUGUGUUAUUAGCCGAGCACAAAAACAAAACCAGGGAAAAGGAAUUGAUUCGCCAUCUGGACUCUCAGCAAUCAACACAGCCUCUCAGGGACCCGCAUCUCGCCCCUUCUAGAACUUCACAGGAGCCACACCAAAACUCUCAUGGAGUGAUUCCUUCUGAAUCAAAGCCUUUCAUAGCUAGUAAACCUAAACCUCACACCCCCAGUCUUCCAAGGCCUCCAGGCUGCCCUGCUCAGCAAGGUGGGAGUGCCCCCAUUGACCCUCCUCCAGUCCAUGAAUCUCCACACCCUCCCCUGCCUGCCACUGAGCCAGCUUCUCGGUUAUCCAGUGAGGAGGGAGAAGGCGAUGACAAAGAAGAGUCUGUUGAAAAACUGGACUGUCAUUAUUCAGGUCAUCAUCCUCAGCCAGCAUCUUUUUGCACAUUCGGGAGCCGGCAGAUUGGAAGAGGCUAUUAUGUGUUUGACUCCAGGUGGAACCGGCUUCGCUGCGCCCUCAACCUCAUGGUGGAGAAGCAUCUGAACGCGCAGCUGUGGAAGAAAAUCCCACCAGUGCCCAGUACCACCUCACCCGUCUCCACCCGUGUUCCUCACCGGACAAACUCAGUGCCCACAUCCCAGUGUGGGGUCAGCUGUCUGGCAGCAGCCACCAUGUCUACAUCCCCAGCCCUGCUCUCCUCCACCUGCAUCUCCCCAAACAGCAAAUCGGUACCAGCUCACGGCACCACACUAAAUGCACAGCCUGCCGCCUCCGGGGCCAUGGACCCCGUGUGCAGUAUGCAGUCCAGACAAGUGUCCUCGUCCUCAUCCCCGUCCACGCCCUCUGGCCUCUCCUCGGUGCCCUCCUCCCCUCUCUCCAGGAAACCUCAGAAGCUGAAGUCCAGCAAGUCUUCAAGGCCCAAGGAGUCUUCUGGGAGCAGCACUGACUGUCACCCCAGUGGCAGCCGGACCAGCGGCACCUCAGGGAAGAAGCGCAAAGCUGGUUCCCCACCGUUAGUUCACUCUGCCUCCGCCGCCGCCGCCGCUGCCUCUUCGUCUCAUUCCAUGGAGUCUUUUAGGAAGAACUGUGUGGCCCACUUGGGGCCGCCCUACCCCUGCACAGUAACAUCUGCCCCUGGCAUCGGCCUCAACUGCGUGACGAAUAAAGCGAACUCGGUGAGUGUCCGGCAUGAGCAGUCAGGGCGGGGCGCCCCCGGAGGGAGCCCUGCCGAGUCCAUCAAGAGGAUGAGUGUGAUGGUGAACAGCGGCGACGCCACGCUUUCCCUCGGCCCGUUCAUCCACCAGUCCAGCGAGCUGCCCGUCAAUUCCCACGGCGCCUACUCACACCCGCACACUCCUCUGGACAAACUCAUAGGAAAGAAAAGGAAGUGCCCGCCUGGCUCGAGCGGUGUCAGCAGCAGCAGCAGCAGCAAACCCACUAAGGUUGCCAAAUUGCCAGCCAUGAACAAUGUCCACGUGAAACACACAGGCGCCAGCCCAGGGGCACCAGGACUGACGAGCAGCUCCUUCCUUCAUCAGGAUAUCUCCUCACCUUGCUCACGAACAGGAAUUUCAGCAGCCUCACCCCAGAGUCCUGAUCUAAAAUCCAAAGACACGUCCCUGACAACUGAAAACAGCGUGGGGAGGAAUAGUCUGGACACUUUUAAUGACAAGUCACACCUCCACUCAGCACCCUGGACUCCGAGAUGCCUUUGAGUCUGUUUUCCCAACCUCCUGCCGGCCUCAAGGGUGGAGAUCUGCGGCUGUUGUUUUAACGAGGAGUUCCCUGAAGCUAUGUCUGUAGCAGUGAGUACUCAUAAAGGACACUGGAUCAAGUUCAGCCACCGAAUUGCUUCUAUCAGUGUUACAGUGGUCUGGACUACUCGUUACCAAUCUGUGAGAAAUUUUUGUGUUGUUUUUUAACUUGCAGUAUAUCAUGGAGCCAUUCUUCGAGUAGAUUGGCUGGGUGAAAGAAUGUUCUGGGAGAACAUUACUGUAGACUUGUCUCCCUCCCUCCUCUCCCCACCCCAGUUCUUUUCUACCUGCCCUCUGCAGGUCACUGCAGCCUUUAGGCACCUUAACUGGAGACACCUUCUGGAGGGGAGACAGCGCUCCCCUGAGCAGCCUCCGGAGGGGGAGAUGAGAAGGGGCGCUGUCACUGGGUUGUAACAGCGGGGUUCCAGGAAUGGGAUGUGAGUGUUAGCACCAGGACACCAUAGCCUGUAUUUUGCCCAGCAUUGUGCAAGUAAUUUGGGAUAAGAAACUGUUUGAAGUUUCUAACUUACAGACUGGUUUAAAGUAGUGAUGCCCAGAGAGCAAGCAUACACCAUUUUAGAGGCUUACUUUCAUGGUACAAAAGCAAUUCUGUGUGAUU